Molecule: messenger RNA, 792 nt
Organism: Spinacia oleracea (spinach)
Lineage: Eukaryota; Viridiplantae; Streptophyta; Magnoliopsida; Caryophyllales; Amaranthaceae
Exons: 1
Coding region: 1-792 (263 amino acids)
Source: RefSeq, a predicted model, not a curated record
AUGACUACUAUUGUGACUGUGUAUGUGGAUGACAUUAUCAUCACAUGUUCUGAUGAGGCUGAAAUCUCUGCUUUGAAAGCUCAUCUUCACCACACUUUUAGCAUCAAGGAUUUGGGCUUACUCAAUUAUUUUCUUGGUAUGGAAGUCAGCCACACUUCUGAUGGUUAUGUUCUUACUCAAAGGAAAUACACUAAGGAAAUGUUAUCUGGCUGUGAGCUUGAUAUUUCUAAACCUGCACUCACCCCUUUUCCAUUAAAUCUAAAGCUUUCCCCAAAAGGUCAAAUAUACCCUAAUGUUGACCUAUACAAACGUUAUGUUGGGAAGCUUAACUUUCUUACACAUACCAGACGAGACCUUGCCUUUGCUGUUCAAUCACUCAGUCAGUUUAUGCAUUCCCCUAAGCUUGCUCACAUUGCUGCUGUUACUCACACUAUAAGAUAUGUUAACCAUACAUCAGGGAAAGGCAUCCUUUUAAUAGAUACAGAUCAACUCACUCUACAUGCUUUUUCUGACUCUGAUUGGGCAUCUUGCUCUUCCACCAGAAGAUCAAUCACAUGCUACAUUCUUCUUCUUGGUAAUUCACCUAUCAACCGGAAAUCUAAAAAGAAAUCUACGGUCUCUAAAAGCUCUUAUGAAGAAGAAUACAGGGUAAUGUCUCAAGAUGCUAGUGAAGUCUCAUGGAUAGUUAGGUUAUUGGAGGAAUUGGGCAUUCAAGGUUUGAAACUAGUUCAACUGAAUUGUGACAAUCAAUUUUCCCUUCACAUUGCUAGAAAUCCCAUUUUUCAUGAAUGA